AUGGCUCAGUAUCACCCCAUAUUGGUGGAGCUUAAAAACGGGGAGACACACAAUAGGCACCUGGUAAGCUGCGAUAACUGGCUGAACAUGAACCUGUGUGAGGUGAUCUGCACAUCCAGGAACAGGGACAAGUUCUGGCAGAUGCCCAAGUGCUACAUCCAUGGCAGCACCAUCAAGUGCCUGAGCAUCCUCAACAAGGUCAUCGACAUGGUCAAGGAAGAGGUGGUAGCCAAGGGUCGUGGCUGUGGUGGCCUGCAGCAACAGAAGCAGCAGAGAGGCCAAGGCCUGGCGGGUACAAGGCAAAGUGUGUUUGGUGGCCAGGGUUGA
Phyllostomus hastatus (greater spear-nosed bat) is the source of this 327-nucleotide messenger RNA. Its product is annotated as U6 snRNA-associated Sm-like protein LSm4. Gene Ontology annotation, molecular function: U6 snRNA binding. Gene Ontology annotation, cellular component: P-body; U6 snRNP; spliceosomal tri-snRNP complex. NCBI's taxonomy places the organism in Eukaryota, Metazoa, Chordata, Mammalia, Chiroptera, Phyllostomidae. The transcript has a single exon. Bases 1 to 327 code for a protein of 108 amino acids. The record is from RefSeq and is a predicted model, not a curated record. Gene Ontology annotation, biological process: spliceosomal snRNP assembly; mRNA splicing, via spliceosome; P-body assembly.